Molecule: messenger RNA, 1902 nt
Organism: Fusarium coffeatum
Lineage: Eukaryota; Fungi; Ascomycota; Sordariomycetes; Hypocreales; Nectriaceae
Exons: 1
Coding region: 1-1902 (633 amino acids)
Source: RefSeq, a predicted model, not a curated record
AUGACCACUUCCCAAGUCUCUGAACGUCCUCUUUUCGCGGGGUUAAAAGAGCUCAUCGUUUUCUUUCCGAAGCCCGAAGAUGAACAUGAUUUCAAGUUUUGUCGCUGGCAAAAAGGCGACUCGACUCGUUGUGGUAACCCACGGGCUGACAUUGCGCGAGACGAAGCCAUGCGUCUUUGGUCAGAGAUUGAGCAGAAGAAAGAAUGCCUAGAUGUUUCAUUCUUUUAUCCAAAGGUCGAAAGACUUCUUCAGAUUACACACUGCCAUGUACACAAACCUCAUGUCUUGAAGUCAUUCGAGGAGUGGAAGGACAGGCACUGCGCGUCUACUGCCCUGGCCGAUACUCCAGCUGAGACUUCGCAGUCUUUGUCGCAAGAGUCGAGCAGAGCCUUGAAAGAUGAUCCAGAUGAGGCGUCAGAGCCAGAGACACCAGAAACGCCAGAGACAGAAAUGUUUGAUCCUUCUUUCUGUAACGAUACCUCACCUUUCCCGACUCCUCUCACCGAACCUGAUUCAAUCAGAACUCCCAUCAAACUCCCGGCUUCUAUCCUUGACCGUUCCAUACCAGACACUCAACCUGACAUCGUCAAUCAUGAGCCUGUGCCUACGACAAACACAGAUAAAUCUGCAGUCAACGUUAUCACAAAAGAUAUUUCGACCUUGUCUCUCGGCAGUACUUUACCGACUCCAAACAACUCCUCUGCUGGUGGCAAACCUGCCAUUGCAGAAAGCAUUUCAGAGGAUGACAAUGCGUCUUUCAAAGGAAUGCCCGAGGAGCUUUCAAUCAUUACCGACGAAAGGUCUGUCGUCGAUCGGCCCACUGACGUUGUUUCAACAUGGGAAGGAAAGGCUCCUAAGUUUGAAGAUGACCCUCUCGGCAAUGAAAUUGCUUUUGAAGGCAUUGGCAUAGCUAAACUAAGUCGAAAGGGGACUUUGCAUCAUGCUUCUCCCAUUAUAGAAGCUCUGCGCACUCCUCCUAUCCCUGGCAAUCAGCGAAAACAUGGGAUUGUGUACGUCUUGAGGCACACCAAGAACAAAGGAGUUUUCAAAGUUGGAUGGACUGAGAAAAGCGCCAUUGAGAGACAACAUCAGCCCAACAAUUGCUACGGAAAGAACACUGAGAUCAUUUAUGAAUCCAGCAAACCUUUUGCUGGCGCUCAUAAAGCCGAGAUACUGGCGCACAAGUUUCUUGGUAGGUUCAAGCUGGAUGUCCCUGAAUGCGAAACUUGUGGCAAAGGACAUCGAGAAUGGUUCAACGGUGAAGAAACAGUCAUCCGGGCCACGCUUGAAGCAAUGGAAGAUUUUAUCCAAAUGCCUGCUUAUGAGCUGAAGCCUGGGCAGGAAGACAAUGGAGAAAUGAUGCUGUCCCGGGAAGCAGAAAAGAGAGUCAAAAGCAUGUGCAACAUCUCCAUUGAAGGACUUCGGGGCCCUACGAUCGAACAGAAGGAGCCGGCUAGUGUCCAAGAGGUUUUGGAAGAAAGUAUCGGGGUCAACAUCCAGACCGCGACGCAGACUACGGCCCCUCAAGUCACGGCCGAUGUCCCCAUGCAAACAACAGAGGUAGAUUCCUCGCAGAAAUCAGAAACAUCUUUUGCCGGAAAGAUUGGGCGCUUCGUUGGUAACGCAGGGACACAGUUUGGAAAGGGGAAAAGGAAGGUCAAGGAUACCUUCCAAAACAUGCGUUCCAGAGAGUCUACGCCUGAUCCUGAUGGCUUUCAACAGAUUCCUAAGGAUGCCGGAGCCUUUGAGAACUUCAGCACUAGCAUUCUCUGGGCCCUCAAAGGUGGUAAGCCUGAGGCUCUGAAGGAGAGUGGGAGUCUAUGGGACUCGCUCGCCCAGAAAAAGAAAAAGUUCGAGGAGGACUUUGCCAAGGGCAGACAAGAAGGGCAGACAAGAAGCUAA